CAAAAUAUUACCCAAAUUCGCCGCCGGAUAAAAUUAGAAGUGGGUAAGAACUUUUAUUGCCUGCAAAUCUCGUGAUUUUUGGGAAUAAGGGGAGCUUACCUCGGUAAAUUAUGGUGUUCAAGUGUCAGGAAGAUAGUUUUCUACGAGAAUUCACAUCUCGUGUGCUUUCUUGCGAAGAAGCUGAAUUACCGGGUGCAGGAAAGGAUGCACCGCUGAAGGGAUACAAUGUUGUGUGUGAGGAUACGAUUAUCUUCCCCGAAGGUGGUGGACAACCGUGUGACAUUGGCUAUUUAGGCGGGAAACGUGUCCACAAUGUUGUCCGGAAAGGUGACAUUGCGGUACAUUUUGUUGAAUCAGCUGAGCCUCUGUGUCCUGGAGAGGAAGUUCGGCAGGAGAUUGAUUGGGAAAGACGGAAGGAUCACAUGCAGCAGCAUUCGGGGCAACAUUUAGUCACUGCAUUGUUCGAGAGGGAAUACAAUUUGGAGACAAAAGCUUGGUGGCUGGGAAGUGAGACGUGUUACAUUGAAUUGGGAGCUAAGGAUGUGACACAGGAGCAGUUGGAUAGGAUUGAGAGGAUGUGCAAUGAUCUCAUAGCAGAAGGAAAGAAGGUUUCUGUGUCAGUUUUCGACAGUGUUGAUGGCCUGUCUGACGAAGUAACGCGAGCUACGCGGGGCCUACCAAAGGAUCACGUUGGCCCAAUUCGUGUGGUGACGAUUGAAGAUGUUGAAGGGAAUAUGUGCUGUGGCACGCAUGUUACCAACUUAUCUCAAUUGCAAGUGAUUAAAAUGCUCAAUGUGGAGAAGACAAAGAAUAAACUCCUCGUGCACUUCCUGGUGGGUGACAGAGUAAUUAAGAAAUUGGAAACAUGCUACAGACGCGAGUUGGAAAUGAACCUCAUACUCAAUGGUGGCCCUUCGUCGCAUUUGGAUUUGUUGGGAAAGCUUCAGGGAAAUCUGAAAAGGUACCAGAGGCAAGUUAAAGCUCUCCUGAAGGAUAUUGCCAUCACUGAGGGUGAGAAGCUGAAGAGCACAUCGCCGAAACCCAAGUAUUUCUUCCUUCAUCGCACCGAUGGGAAUGACGCGGAAUUCCUGACGAACUUCCUUCGAUCUGCUGGCAAUCUCCCAGACACUUUCAUGUUCCUCACCACAGUUGAUGACACCGCAAAUGGUCAAAUGAUUCUCCAGGGCAAUCCGGAAGUCAUUACCAAGCUUGGCGGGGAGAUUUGUGAACUUCUCGGUGGGAAAGGGAAUGGCAAAGGGAACACUUUCCGGGCAAAAAUCACAAAUACUAAAAAUAUCAAAAAAGCCGAAUCCCUCAUUGCGAAGUAUUUUGAUGAAAUUGAAUAAUAAAGCACGCUGUAGUCUUUGAUCCAGAA
Molecule: messenger RNA, 1375 nt
Organism: Lutzomyia longipalpis
Lineage: Eukaryota; Metazoa; Arthropoda; Insecta; Diptera; Psychodidae
Product: alanyl-tRNA editing protein Aarsd1-A
Exons: 3
Coding region: 111-1346 (411 amino acids)
Biological process (GO): regulation of translational fidelity; tRNA aminoacylation
Molecular function (GO): ATP binding; Ser-tRNA(Ala) deacylase activity; aminoacyl-tRNA ligase activity
Source: RefSeq, a predicted model, not a curated record